AUGGCAAUAGCAACAACAGAACUUAAACAAUCUAUUAAUUUCUUCCGACAAGCUUCGCGUGCCAGUGUACAUGGUCGAUCAUCUCUGGCUGCGAUUUCACAUGGGAAGCUACAGAAAGAGUCCUUCUCUCCUACCCCCGAUCUCCGUCGCUGUCUGGGCCACCACGGUGUCUUCCGCAAGUGUGUACAAGCCGCUCAAGAAGCUGCAAGCCAGCCUGCCCAUGCAUCCUGUGGUGUAAACAGUAGCAAAGCUAUUGCUAUUCCGGGCAACGCAACAAAGCAUAGACCCGCGCCUCCUCCUAUCCGAUCUCAGAUUACCCAAGCCAUCAAGGCAAUGACCCAACGCCGACAUGUCAGUGCAUUUAUCAAGCCUGAGAACGAUCUGAUCCGGAUACCAGACUCGCCCCGGAAGAGAAACAUGGUCGAUAGUUUACAGUGCAGAGUCAAAUUACUCUUAAACCGAAGAUCCUCGCCGAAAGAGCGAUAUAUGUGGCGCAAUGCUGCGGGCUGA
Messenger RNA from Aspergillus bombycis, 510 nucleotides. RefSeq lists its product as uncharacterized. The record is from RefSeq and is a predicted model, not a curated record. The transcript has a single exon. NCBI's taxonomy places the organism in Eukaryota, Fungi, Ascomycota, Eurotiomycetes, Eurotiales, Aspergillaceae. The coding region runs from base 1 to 510 and encodes 169 amino acids.